Messenger RNA from Dicrocoelium dendriticum, 1057 nucleotides. The record is from the annotation of a GenBank genome assembly. NCBI's taxonomy places the organism in Eukaryota, Metazoa, Platyhelminthes, Trematoda, Plagiorchiida, Dicrocoeliidae.
AGGACCGAACGACCUAUCUACUGCAACAGUUGAACGAAACCGAUGACGAAGACAAUUUGCCAAAGUCAAGCGAACGCAUCGAUUACCUCAUCCGGAUCCCUAAAGGAGACCAUUUCUACAAAUUCUAUGUGUAUGCAGCUGAGGUGGAUAGAAAUCCAGCGAUUUCGCUUCCUUUGGUUUAUACCUAUCUUUUAGAGGCCCCGCAAAGGUUGAUGGCCGCUGAGGCACCCUAUAUUGGAGUUCAAUACGGACCUUUUCCUCAAAAGUUGGAGCAACAGCAGCGUACGAAUGGGAAAUAACCUUGCCUUGACCGCCAACCGACGAACUACGGCUUGUAAUUGGCUGUGUCCUUACGGUCGCUAUUUUCUUUGCUUUUUAGGCGUAAGCAGGCGCCAUUUAGAUGUCCUAAAUGAGAUGAUAUUUUUACUUCUUUCUCUUGCACCAUCACAACUAUUCACCUUAUGCAGAAAUAACACUUCUUUGCUUUAAAUUAGUCGUCAAUUUUCCUCCAAUUUGGUUGACUUCGACCACCUCGUGUUUGGUGGUGAGUACUAUCAUCGAUGUGAUCGACCACCUCAUUGGUGCUUGUGCACCAGGAGUCCUGAUGCCACACAGCUUUGUUUGCUUUUCGCUCCUACCGUGGGUUUUUGGAACUGCAUGCUAUCUGCCCCCAUGCUGGCACCAUAGCUUUUGUCCGUGUACACUGUCAUCAGCUUCAUGUGUGAAUCCUUGCGUUCUCCGAGUUUGCGCAACUGCUUCUCUACCUGAUAAAUUUAUUCACCGUUCCUCACUGCUACCCUCACUCAGCUAGCAAGUUUUAUUCUGAAAUCUUUCCAAGAGCAUGCAUCGCUUAUCCUACGGUGUACGGUAAACAUCAAGUCACUCCCAUCGGUGUUCUCCAAGUACUGUCAGACAAUGCACACGGCUUCUGUAUUUUGAAUAAAUGUAUGUUACUAACGGUGAACAAGUAAUCAGAGAGAUUCACUCUCUUCCCCGAUAUCUUAUCCCCAAAAUCCAAAACAUCUUUCAAUUAAGUGAUUAAAAUGCAUCAUCAAAA